GUAAUUCGUAGCGCGUAGUCUGGAGCGAAGAUCAGAAAUUGCAGCUGCAUCUGGGAAAUACAAAUAAAAAUAAACAAAAUGGCGAAAGGUAAAUUUAUGUUGGACCACUGCUGCUGUUGUAUUGAACUUAAGACGGGCUGCUUCAUUUGGGGUUACUUGGAAUUGGCUUGCAUCGUUUAUCAACUAAUAAAAUUCAUCCUCCUAUGUAAAGACAUAAGCCAAGUCAUCGACUUCCUCAAGCAAUUCCUUAAGAUGUCCAUGGAAACCGAGGAAGUGAUAAGAUCCGUGGGCAUCGGUUUACUCAUAUUUGUGUGCAUACUGUACGCUGUCAAGGUGUUCUUUAACAUCGUGUUUCUUCGAGGACUACACAUGAACAUUCGAGCACACGUAGGAGCGUACCUGCUAUACACCUUCGUGUUCAUCAUAGUCAGUUUCAUCACGUGUAUCGUCACUAUAUCCAUGUUGUUAACCAUGGAACAACUGCGUAUACCUGAAUAUGUCACGGGUAUUAUGGUUAUCUUCAUCAUUCUGUUGCAUGUAUUUAUACUUUACCUUUGGAUGGUGAUCAGAAGCCAGUACUGCCUCAUGGAUAUCAAACCCCAGGCUAGUUUAGCUGUAGAAUACAGAAACUAGCCCUGAAGAUGUCAAAAAUUUUUUUUCUACUCCCGAACUGUUAUUCGUCAUUUACAGGGUCGUGUAUAGAUUUUUAAAACCCUACAUAAAUGUCUAUUCCCCAAAG
Molecule: messenger RNA, 739 nt
Organism: Leguminivora glycinivorella
Lineage: Eukaryota; Metazoa; Arthropoda; Insecta; Lepidoptera; Tortricidae
Exons: 5
Coding region: 79-633 (184 amino acids)
Source: RefSeq, a predicted model, not a curated record